CAGGGCGCUCCGGAAAUGACGCGGCUGAUUCUCGGGGUCGCGUCUUUCCCGCACCCAGGGGUUUGUGGGAUUCCGAGUUGCGCAGAGGCUGAGAUUCUAGAGCACCCUCGACACCUCCACCCCACGUACGUGUUGCAGUAAUAUCAGAAUUUGGCGUGCGGUUUACCCGUGUUUACCGCUUUGCGUCUCCUUUGUGAAUCGUCUCUGUUUGAGCAUCACGAGACCUAUUUUAACACUGGUGCGGGGCCGCGAGGGACGGGAUGGAUAGAUUCCUGGUGAAAGGGGCUGAAGGGGGCCUUUUCAGGAAGCGGGAGGAGCAAGAGGCAACUGGAGAAGAGCCCCUUGUGUUGGGAGGAGACCAAGAAAGCACAAGGAAGAGGCCCAGGAGAGAGGCCCCGGAGAGUGGAGGCCACUCCACAGGCCCCAGCUGGCGGUAUAUUCGGGCGGAGGGCCUGGACUGCAGUUACACAGUGCUGUUCGGCAAAGCUGAGGCAGAUGCGAUUUUCCAAGAGUUGGAGAAAGAAGUAGAAUAUUUUACAGGGGUGCUGGCCAGGGUCCAGGUGUUUGGGAAGUGGCACAGUGUGCCCAGGAAGCAGGCAACGUAUGGUGACGCUGGGCUGACCUACACAUUCUCAGGCCUCACGCUGUCUCCAAAGCCGUGGAUCCCAGUUCUAGAGCGCAUCCGGGAUCGUGUCUCUGUGGUGACUGGAGAGACCUUCAACUUUGUGCUCAUCAACAGGUAUAAAGAUGGCUGUGACCACAUCGGGGAGCACCGAGACGAUGAAAGAGAACUGGCCCCUGGGAGCCCCAUCGCCUCUGUCUCCUUCGGUGCCUGCAGAGACUUUGUCUUCCGGCAUAAGGAUUCCCGUGGGAAAAGCCCCUCGCGGAGGGUGGCGGUGGUCAGGCUGCUGCUGGCCCACGGAAGCUUACUCAUGAUGAACCACCCGACCAACACGCACUGGUACCACAGUCUUCCUGUGAGAAAGAAGGUUCUGGCUCCACGGGUCAAUCUGACGUUUCGUAAAAUUUUGCUUACUAAAAAAUAAAAAUGUUUUUAACAGUU
Cebus imitator (Panamanian white-faced capuchin) is the source of this 1063-nucleotide messenger RNA. RefSeq names its product alkB homolog 2, alpha-ketoglutarate dependent dioxygenase (gene ALKBH2). Lineage: Eukaryota; Metazoa; Chordata; Mammalia; Primates; Cebidae. Gene Ontology annotation, biological process: DNA repair. The transcript is spliced from 4 exons. The record is from RefSeq and is a predicted model, not a curated record. The coding region runs from base 261 to 1046 and encodes 261 amino acids.